AUGGAAUCACAAUGUGGUGCAAUUGAUAUUGAGAGAUUUGACGAAAUGGCCUUGAAAAAGAAACUUUUGGACGGAAUCAAGUUUCAUGGCAUAGAAAGGACGUCACAAUUUCAAAAAAUUGUUAUCUCGCCAUGUGUUCGAGGUGACAAUGUUAUCGCUCAGUCACACUUUGGAAGUGGAAAAUCUGUGUCGUUGGCUAUUUCAGCAUUACAAAAAGUCGACACUAACAUCAACAAGUGUCAGAUUUUAAUUCUUACACCAACUCGUAAAAAUACUUCGAAAAUUCAUGCAUUGAUAACUUCUAUUGGUGAAUUUAUUCACUCGCAUUGCUUGUCUGUUGUUGCACCCGCAGAAAAAUAUGAUUUUAAUGAAGAACUACCACAAAUAUUGAUUGGAACACCUGGAAGAGUUCUUCAAAUAAUUGAAAGCGGUCUGGUUACAACCAACAUGAUCAAACUGCUUUGUUUGAAUGAAACUUAUCAAUUAUUAUCACGAGGCUACAGCGAUCUCAUUAAAAGUAUUUCAGAGAAAUUAUCGAAGGACAAGCAAACAAUUUUAUUCACUUCAGUAAUGCAGCCAGAAAUCAAUGAUUUGAGUAAAGAAAUUAUUGAAGAUUAUUUAAAUGCAACGAGAAUUGUGAAUGAAACUACAUGUGAUAUUCAUCAAUUCUUCAUAAACGCAAAGAAUGAAGAGGAGAAAUUGAAAAUGUUGCACGAAAUUUGCUGUGAAAGUGAUGACGAAAAUCGAGGAAUAAUUUUCUGCAGUGAUUCCAAUGGCUCAAUUCUAACUAAAGAGUUGCUUGGAAUGAAUCUAAAUGUAGCACAUUUAAGUCAAGAAGAUGAAAUUAUAUUGAGAAAGUUUAUUGAAGGGAAAAUUCGGUUUAUUAUCACCGAUUCUGUUGAUCACUUCCGCAACAUUCCUUCGCUAAACUCUGGAAAAUCAUUUAAAAUUAUUAACUUUGACAUUCCGAAUUUGUACGAGAUUUACCCAGAAAGAAUUUCUGUUGGUCAUCGAGUUGGCAUCAAAAGAAUUGUUUUAAACUUAACUACCGAUGAAAGUUUGGAAACUUUG
This is a messenger RNA of Clunio marinus, 1071 nucleotides long. The record is from the annotation of a GenBank genome assembly. Lineage: Eukaryota; Metazoa; Arthropoda; Insecta; Diptera; Chironomidae.